Molecule: messenger RNA, 1203 nt
Organism: Juglans regia (Persian walnut)
Lineage: Eukaryota; Viridiplantae; Streptophyta; Magnoliopsida; Fagales; Juglandaceae
Exons: 3
Coding region: 152-865 (237 amino acids)
Source: RefSeq, a predicted model, not a curated record
UCACAAAACAUUAGGUUUGUCCAUUCACUUCAUCUCACAAAACAUUAGGUUUGUCUUGUCCUUUUCAGUACAUUCCAUCGUUAAAAGACUCCACAUUUCCCUUCGGAACCAGGGCACGUACAUACAGAAACCAUCACACAUUAAUCCGGCAAUGGCUUUCUUAUCCAAGUUGCCCUUGGUUGUUUUCCUCUCUUCUCUCUUCCUCCAUGCUGCAAUAGCUGAGCUUGUUUGCGAGAAUUUGCCAAACAAUGUUUGCGCAUUUUCAAUAUCAUCAUCGGGCAAAAGGUGUUUGCUGGAGACGUCUGUGGCUUGUGAUCAUGGAAAGGUGGAGUACCAAUGCAAGACAUCAGAGGUGUUGGUUAACGGCAUCACUGAAUACAUUGAGACUGAUAAAUGUGUUGAAGCGUGUGGGGUUGAGAGGAACACUGUUGGAAUCUCAUCGGAUGCCCUUCUUGAUCCAAAAGCCACUGCCAAGCUUUGCUCUCCUUAUUGUUACCAAAUGUGCCCCAACAUUGUCGAUCUUUACUUCAAUUUGGCUGCUGGGGAGGGAGGAUAUUUGCCGGACUUGUGUGAGAAACAACGCGCCAAUCCUCACCGUUCCAUGAGCGAGCUUUUGGGUUCUGGUGUGGCCCCUGGCCCUAUUUCCGGCUCUCCAUCUCGAAAAUUAUAUGAGACUGAGCUUUUGGGUUCUGGUGUGGCCCCUGCCCCUGGCCCUAUUUCCGGCUCUCCACCUCGAAAAUUAUACGAGUCUAAGCUUUUGGAUUCUGGUGUCGCCCCAGCCCCUGGCCCUAUUUCCGGCUCAUCAUCUCGAAAAUUAUACGAGACUGUUACCUUCUACGUUUCUAGAGCUGCAGCUCCCCAGUAAUCAUGUGACCAUCUGGAUGCAUGGUUUUUGGAGUACUUCGUAUUUUAAAAAUGAGUUAGUCUACAUAGAGAUUUUAAAUUGGGACUUUUCAUGUAAGCCCAUACAAUUAAGUUUAAAAAAAAUUAAAAAUUAUAAUAAUAUCAUUUUUAAAAUGUUAUUUUUUCUCUUUUACCCCUAUUCAUCUUUGAGACUGUACACGCAGUCUCCCACUCAAGACUGCAAAUAAAAUUUCUCUUUAAAAUUUAGCUUAAUUUAAUGAGGGAUUAAUAUUAGUAAAGUUGAGAGAGAAUCUGUCAGAUCAGUGAGGGAUUGAAAUUCAAGGGUCAAUCCUUCCAGUA